AGUGAAGAACUAUGAUGAAAUUUGUUAUGCAUUAGAAAUUCGUAGUCGGUGACGUCCUCAUUUGCCCUCUACCAUAUGCAGACGCAAAUACUUGUUCAAUUUAUUUCAUUUAAAUCCAUAUCUUCAUCAACUUGUAUUAAAUCCAUCUUCAAAUGUAUUAACUUGUUCAGUUCCAUUUGGCCAAUAAUUUUCUAUAUAAAGGAAGACAUUAUUAACAAGUGAGAGAGAGAGAGAGAGAGAGAUGGCCGGAGGUGGUGGAGAGGGAGCUUCCCUAGAGUAUACUCCGACAUGGGUGGUGGCGGUGGUGUGCAGUGUCAUCGUUGCCAUAUCCUUUUUAGCCGAAAGAAUUCUCCAUGUUUCCGGCAAGUAUUUAUUGAAGAAGAAUCAGGGCUCUCUGUUUCAAGCCUUGCAGAAAAUCAAAGAAGAGUUGAUGUUGCUGGGGUUCAUAUCUUUGAUGCUGGCUGCAUUUCAAUCCAGACUUAGUAAAAUCUGCAUUCCUAAGGGCUGGACCAAUCACUGGCUCCCUUGCAAUAAAGAUCUCAAAUCCACCGCCCACUUCGCCACCUUUUCCCGCCGCCUCCUCGCCGCCGCAUCCGACUCCGAAGGCUACUGUGAGGCCAAGGGAAAGGCGCCAUUGCUGUCUGUGCAAGCACUGCAUGAUCUCCACAUUUUCAUCUUUGUGUUAGCUGUUUCCCAUGUUGUAUUCUCAGCUCUUACACUCAUCUUCGGAGGUUUGAAGAUACGACAAUGGAGACACUGGGAAGAAUCCAUACUGAAAAAAGAAUAUGAUCCGGAAGAAGCCAUUAGAACUAUAACUCAUGUCCAAGAUCAUGCCUUCAUCAGGAACAGAUUUUCGGGCAUCGGUAGGGUUCCAUUUUUUGGCUGGUUGAAAUCUUUCUUCAAGCAAUUCUUCCGUUCAGUCAGCAAAGAAGACUACACCACCCUCAGGCUUGGCUUUGUUAUGAAUCAUUGCCGAGGAAAUCCCAAGUUCAAUUUCUACAAGUACAUGACUCGUGCACUCGAAAAUGAUUUCAAGAAAGUUGUUGGAAUUAGUUGGUAUCUUUGGGUAUUCGUCGUUCUCUUCUUGUUGCUCAAUGUGUAUGGUUGGCACGCAUAUUUUUGGAUCUCCUUUGCUCCUCUAAUACUUCUGCUUGCUCUUGGGACUAAGCUGGAGCACAUAAUCAUCCAACUAGCUCGAGAGGUGGCGGAGAAGCACAUAGCAGUCGAAGGAGACUUGGUUGUAAGCCCUUCCGACGACCACUUCUGGUUCCACCGGCCGCGCCUCGUCCUCGUCCUCAUCCAUGUCAUCCUCUUCCAAAACGCCUUUGAGAUCGCCGUAUUCUUCUGGAUGCUCGUCAUGUACGGCUUCGACUCGUGCAUAAUGGGAGAAGUCGGCUUCGUCAUUCCUAGACUCGUCAUAGGGGUGUUUGUGCAGUUCCUUUGCAGUUACAGCACUCUACCGCUCUACGCCAUUGUUGCGCAGAUGGGGAGUUCGUUCAACAAGGUGAUAUUCGAUGAUAAUGUUCAAGCCGGGCUCGCUGGUUGGGCUCGAAAGGCCAAGAACAAAGGCGUGGCAAAGGGCAAGGGUUCAGUUUCUAACCAUCAAGAAUCUCCUCUUCUCAAACUUGAAAUGAUGCAGAGUCCACCUACAAACCAUAAUAAUGGGCCAACUCCAGAAAUCAGACAUGCUACGUGAUUCAAACAAGGCAUAUGUCCAAGAUUGUGUUUGGAUUGAAGAAGUUGAAGACAAAGAUCCAAACUUGUACAAUUUGACUAGUAUCAUGUGAUCAUCAAUUCAAAGUCUUUCAAUCUAUUUAGUGACAUUUCAUGUAUGUUGUGGUGUGUGAGUGUGUUUCAUUUUUU
This is a messenger RNA of Salvia miltiorrhiza (redroot sage), 1863 nucleotides long. RefSeq names its product MLO-like protein 1. Gene Ontology annotation, biological process: defense response. Gene Ontology annotation, cellular component: membrane. NCBI's taxonomy places the organism in Eukaryota, Viridiplantae, Streptophyta, Magnoliopsida, Lamiales, Lamiaceae. The coding region runs from base 242 to 1696 and encodes 484 amino acids. The record is from RefSeq and is a predicted model, not a curated record. The transcript is spliced from 13 exons.